AUGCGCUGCUUCGCUCUGUCAGCGCUUGCUCUUUCCAUCGCCUCAUUCGUCGUCGCUGCCGAUGCUGAGGACAAGCCUUCGGACGUCAUCAAUCUAACUGCGGCCGAUUUCGAGGCGAAGGUGAACCCGGAGUCUCUCAUUCUUGUCGAGUUCUUCGCUCCUUGGUGCGGCCACUGUAAAGCUCUAGCUCCUCAUUAUGAAGAGGCUGCCACCACACUUAAAGAGAAGAAGAUUCCAAUCGCCAAGGUCGACUGUGUCGACCAGCCAGAUCUCUGCCAGGCAAACGGCGUUCAGGGAUAUCCCACGUUGAAAGUUUUCAGGAAUGGCACCCCCACUGAUUACAACGGCCCCAGAAAGGCAGAAGGUAUUGUCAGCUACAUGGUCAAGCAAUCCCUCCCCGCCGUCUCAGAAGUUACUGUGGCUAACAUCGAAGAAUUUAAAAAGGCUGACAAUAUCGUCGCUAUUGCAUACGUUACCAGUGCUUCUCAAGCCCCUGCUGCUGAAUUCAGCGCCACCGCCGAAAAACACCGUGACGACUUCCUCUUUGGUAUCGCCUACGACAAAGACGCUCAGGCAGCUGAGACCGUUCAGCCUCCGGCUGUCGUUGUUUACCGUUCUUUCGAUGCUCCUCGUACAGAGUACCCAUACCCUAUCGCUGAUGCCAAGGCCGCAGACUUUGAGGAAUGGUUGAAGGACUUGGCUAUUCCCAUCAUCGACGAAGUCAGCGGCGAGAACUACGCCAUUUAUGCCACUUCCCCUAAACCCCUUGCAUACCUUUUCCUUGACCCUACCAAGGACGACAAGGACAGCCUUAUCGCUGCCUUUAAGCCGAUUGCAGAGGAAUUCAAGUCAAAAAUCAACUUUGUGUGGAUCGACGCCAUCAAGUUCGGUGACCAUGCUAAAGCCUUGAACCUUGGUGAGGCCAAAUGGCCAAGUUUCAUCAUCCAAAACGUCCAGAAGCAGCUCAAGUAUCCUUUGGAUCAGAGCAAGGACCUGACUCCCGAAACUGCUAAGCAGUGGACCAUGGACUUCCUCAAAGGCGUUUUAGAACCUUCUCUCAAGAGUGAACCUAUUCCCGAGACACAGGAUGAACCUGUCUUUGUAUUGGUUGGUAAACAGUUUGAUGAAGUUAUCUUUGACGACAAGAAGGACGUCCUCGUUGAAUUUUAUGCUCCCUGGUGUGGACACUGCAAACGUCUCAAGCCUACUUGGGAUCAGCUCGGCGAGCGUUACGGCGACUUGAAGGACAAGAUCACGAUUGCUAAGAUGGACGCCACGGAGAAUGAUAUCCCGCAAUCCGCCGGGUUUAGUGUUGCCGGUUUCCCGACUAUCAAAUUCAAGAAAGCCGGUACUCGUGAAUUCAUCGAGUAUGAUGGUGACCGUUCGCUAGAUAGCUUCAUUGCUUUCGUCGAGGAACAUGCUGCCAACGACCUUGAAGUCAAGAGCCCUCCAACUCAGGCCGAGGACGCUCAGACUCCACUAAGUGCCGAGGAGAAGACGGAGGGGAAAAAUGAGGAUGGCCAUGACGAGCUUUAA
Marasmius oreades (fairy-ring Marasmius) is the source of this 1536-nucleotide messenger RNA. RefSeq lists its product as uncharacterized. The transcript is spliced from 5 exons. Gene Ontology annotation, biological process: protein folding; response to endoplasmic reticulum stress. The record is from RefSeq and is a predicted model, not a curated record. NCBI's taxonomy places the organism in Eukaryota, Fungi, Basidiomycota, Agaricomycetes, Agaricales, Marasmiaceae. Gene Ontology annotation, cellular component: endoplasmic reticulum. Gene Ontology annotation, molecular function: protein disulfide isomerase activity. The coding region runs from base 1 to 1536 and encodes 511 amino acids.